This is a messenger RNA of Peronospora matthiolae, 552 nucleotides long. Lineage: Eukaryota; Oomycota; Peronosporomycetes; Peronosporales; Peronosporaceae. The record is from the annotation of a GenBank genome assembly.
AUGGCGCUGCUGACUCGAAGCUUGCGUCGUGACUCGCUUCUGUGCACCGGCCGCAAGUUCCCGUGGAAUUCUCCAAGUCACCGAGAGCUGCGCAAUUACCCGAUCAAAGUAUUGUGUCGUAACCAAAAGUUCAUUCGCAAAGCUGCGGGAAGUUACUACGAAGUGGAGCGCGAGUACAACUUGGGAAUCGUGCUCAAGCCAUCAGAGGUCAAGUCGCUUCGAGAUCACAACGCGGAUCUGUCGACUGCUUUCGGCGCUUUCUACAAGCACGAACUUUAUUUACAUGAUAUGAACAUUCCAGUGUGGCGUCAGGGACUUAUUGGGCGGCCAGAGCCGACAAGGGAGCGCAAAUUGCUGGCAAACCGGGCGGAACUGAACAAAUUGGAAGAUUUUGCGAACCGUCCGAAUGCACAAUUGAUUCCCAUGCGUGUUGAAGUCGGUAUUACCGGGUGGAUCAAGGUCAUUCUGGCUGCGUGUUUCAAGCGAGGCCAAGUCGACAAUCGCAGACGCGACGACCAAAGAGAGAUCAAACGCCAGCUCCGCGACUGGUAG